AUGCUCCUCCAGGUGGGCGGUCAUCCAGAUACAGUACACGAGCAAAAUGGAUACAUUGUAAAGGAAUGUACCGAUGCAGAAGCUCUCUUUUACCAUGAAACACACGCGAUGCACCAUCCACAUGCGUCGGCACUGCGUGCUUGGAUGCCGCGGUGUUAUGGCAUUGCGGAUGAGCGCGGUCAAUGGCUCGAGGGAUGGCCGCGCGUGCCGCUGAAGGCCAUGCGCGGGACGUAUUCUGUCACACUAGAAAACCUCGUGCGCCCUUUUUGUCGCGCGAAUGUGUGUGAUAUCAAGAUCGGCACAGUCUUGUACAACGAAGCCAACCCUCGUCUGAGUGCCGAAAAGCGCGAGCGAAUGCAGCGCAAAGCGCAAGAAACGACCAGCGGAUCACACGGCCUACGUGUGACGGGGUAUUGUUCAUGGGACGCGCAUGCCCAGUCCUUUUACACGAGUGGGAAGGUGCCUGGCCGAGCCGCACGGACCACAGAUGAUUUGCAACGGCUCUUGGCAGCCGCUUGGCAGGUUCCCCCCGAGGUGCUACGCGCGCAUCUCGUCCCACGUAUCAAGCACUUGUGUGAUUGCUUAGCGCCAGUGCCUGUGAGUCUGUGCAGCGCCAGUGUGCUUGUCGUAAUGGAAGGAGACGACGCAGCGAGACAAGAACGACUGGCCCAUGGCGAGCCUAUCUUCGAUGUACGCCUUAUCGACUUUGCCCACUCGCGCUGGUGCGAUCAACCAGAUCAGGGUGUGCUACGAGGCCUCUCUACGCUGUAUGAACUAGUUCUGCGUCUCGCUGCUGAAUGA
This is a messenger RNA of Malassezia restricta, 801 nucleotides long. Its product is annotated as inositol-polyphosphate multikinase. Bases 1 to 801 code for a protein of 266 amino acids. Lineage: Eukaryota; Fungi; Basidiomycota; Malasseziomycetes; Malasseziales; Malasseziaceae. Gene Ontology annotation, biological process: inositol phosphate biosynthetic process; phosphatidylinositol phosphate biosynthetic process. The transcript has a single exon. The record is from RefSeq and is a predicted model, not a curated record. Gene Ontology annotation, cellular component: nucleus; cytoplasm. Gene Ontology annotation, molecular function: inositol hexakisphosphate kinase activity; inositol-1,4,5,6-tetrakisphosphate 3-kinase activity.